AUGCCAGGAAAAGGUUACUUUAUUCUGUAUCUGUGGUGUUUGGUGAAUUUCAUCGUUAGUAGUGGAGGUUUCAAGGCUCAGAGGUGCCCGGCGCCAUGUCACUGUGAUUUUACGUCCUUGUCACAGGAGAUAGUCAACUGCUCUUACAGCCGACUCCGUGCCCUUCCUCUGGAGAUACCUAUACCACUUAAUACAACUGUACUGGAUCUACGUUACACCGGUCUGUCUGAGAUACCACCACACGCAUUUAGCCAACUGGAGGGUCUGAAAGCACUGUAUGUCGGAGGGAACAACAUAAAACACUUUCACGAGGAUAGUUUUGCAGGUUUAUGGAAUUUGGAACUCUUAGAUUUGUCUCCACUGCAUCCGGACAUGCACUUCGAUUAUGAAGCAUUCCCCACGAACUUGUUUCGUGAUUUAAUCUCGUUAAAAAUUCUGAUGUUCGGAAGAAUGAGCAGCAGUGCACAGAUUCAACAAGGCUAUUUAGACCAAACCUUAGCUCCUUUACAUAAAUUGCAACAGGUGACCUUUCCAAGUCUAACAGAUGGAGAUACACCAUUUGGUCGCGGAUACAACAAUCUUACUUCACUGAAAACAGUCGGGUUUCAUGGAGUUGGAUCUGUAACAAACAUAAGAAAGCACACUUUUGCCAUGUUGAAAAACUGUCCUAUCGAACGAUUAGCUUUCAUUAGCUGUGGACUGGACACCGUAGAAUAUGGCACAUUGUCUUCAUUUCCACAUCUGAAAGUAUUGGACAUAGAAUAUGCCAACUUUAUGUCAGUCACAGAGGCCGAGAAGUUCAUAUGUGACCUGAACAAUACGUCAAUUGAAGUUCUUCACAUGUACCACAUAUUCGGAUGGCGAAAUUGGAAACCAAAUGUUCCACAGUGGAUUGUGUCUGCUAAUACUUUUCAGUGUUUGAAACACACAUCACUUAAGACAUUGGAAUUAAUACGCAAUAGAAUAGAAGCGAUUGACCUUCAAAAUUUUAAGUUUCUGCCUCAUUUAGAAUAUGUAGAUUUGUCUGGCAACAACCUUUUAUUUGGUUUGGAAAAUGGAAUACAGGAAAUUGGUUUCGAUAAAAUAUUUCGUGAUCUAAUGAUAAAUACAAACCUAACACUUUUUAGAGUGGACAACAAUAUUUAUCGCACGAGUUUGGUGACACCUCAAGAUAUUCCAUCAAAAUCUUUUUGGUAUGGCCGUCCAAAGCUUCCUUUAGAACCAGCUAAAUACUCGUAUGUAAGCCCAACCCCCCAAACAAAUCGAAGUGCUCCACAUAAUUUUCGGUUAGAGCUCCCAAUUUUGAAAAUAAACCUGCCUGAAAAUUUAGAAUAUGUGUCUAUAAGCUGGUGGGCCACAGACAGGAAUGAUUAUUUACCAUGUGAUACUUUUAAGGGGUCCGUUUAUUUCUUUCCAAACAAGCUCAGAUAUCUCAGAAUAGAGGACGUGAAUUUAAAAACUUUUUGUGCCUUACUUUAUGGCUUAGAUCGGCUAGAGUUUCUGGAUUUAUCUUAUAAUGGUGUUAACUUCCUUCCAAAACCAUUUUUUGAAAAUUUCAUCUCACUGAUUUACUUGUAUCUGAAAGAAAACAAUUUAGGUCCUUUGAUUGCUGAAGGUGGUCUACAUCCCAUACAACUCCCACACUUAGAAAUCCUCGAUUUAUCAGUAAACAAAAUCAGCACAAUACCAAAAGACUUUUUUGGCUAUCUUGUAUCCUUAAAACAGCUGGACCUCAGAGACAAUCGAAUAUCAACAUUAUCUUUUACCAUGACAAACUUACUUUCCAUAGAAUACAUAGAUAUAAGCACUAAUCAACUAACCGCCUUGGCAAUAUCGCAGUUAGACUACAUUAUGAAGAUGAAUGCCAGUAGUUUGGAUGUAACUUUGAACAUGAGCAACAAUCCCAUGGACUGCAACGUUUGCGACGGGAUAGGAUUCCUCCAUUUGAUUAUCCAUUCUAACAUGACGACAAUAUUCUCCAACGACUCCACUUGCUACAUGAAUGGAUCUAAAACAAGCUUAGAGAGCAGCCUGAGUAGACUUGAGAGGGAAUGCGACAGUUCUCCACAUACGAUCAUUUCAUCAAACCUGUGGCUUUCCUUGGGAGCAUCUCUCGGUGUCAUAUCUGCUGCGGUCUGUGGUCUUAUAGUAGCUUACAUUUACCGUUGGCAUAUCAAAUACCACUUCUUCCUUCUUCGCCGCCAUUUUCGAAAGAGAGGUGUCAUUACUGCAACACCUGGUCACGUGUACGCCUCCUAUGACGACAACGAUUAUUACUAUGUAACGCACAAGCUGUUGCGUCAUCUAGAAGACGAGGAUCAACUUGAUGUUAUCAUAGAUCAAAGAAAUUUCAUUGGUGGCGCUUCCCUUUCCGAGGCCAUCGUAGAGGCCGUGGAAAACAGCAGAAAAACAGUGCUUGUUCUGUCUGAGAGCUACGUGCUCAAUCCUUGGUGUGAGUUUGAGUUUCAGAUGUCUCUUGCUCGUGGUUAUCAAUCAGUAAUCCCGGUUAUGUUUCAACCUGUGCCAUUUGAUGCUAUGACGAAAUCGCUGCGAAAGUACAUUAGAGCUAGAGGGUAUAUAAAGUGGACUGAGGACCCCGAUGGACAACGUUUGUUCUGGAAACGCCUCUCCAACGCCAUCUUUGAUGAGAAUAAUAUACUUGUGCAACCCGAGAAAGAUGACACGACUGAACUCAUGUAGCUGAUUGGAUUUGAUUUUAAACUGUUGAGGGUAUAUAAAGUGGACUGAGAACCCAGACGGACACUGUCUGUUCUGGAAUCGUCUUUCCGACGCAAUUUUUGAUGUGAAUAAACCACUUGAGCAAGCUGAUGAAGACGAGAUGACUGAAAUUAUGUGGCUGAGGUUUUUGGUUUUUGAACUGUUUUGUAACAUGCACUUAUGGCUUACGUAUUGUAGAUCAGAUCGAAAAAACUGUGUGGAUAUUUGUAACAAUUGUGUGACAAUAUAAAUUAUUUUGAGUAAAUAAAUUUUGAUAUGUAGAUGCCAUAAAUAGAUGCAUAUUUUGUAACGUCACUUUCUUUUCGCCUUUGCCGACUCUUGUAUCCAGUGUUCUGUAUUAAUACAGUAUUCUUUAUUAGUAAAAUAUGCACCUCGAUUAACUUAAAGCGGCUCAGCAAUGGGAGAGAGAGGUUUGAUAUAAACAUUUCUCACUUUAAUUUUUUUAUCUUUUACGAAAGAAAUUAUUAUGUUUAAGACACUUCUUCAACAAAGAUUUUUUUAAAAAUAAAUAUGCUCGUAUACAUAUACAUUCUAGGCUUGGAGCAAAAGAAGAAAAAAGCCGCGAAAUCUGCAUAGCAUAUUUCUGCCCUUGAAACUUUGUCAUGUAUGCAUUGGUGAACGAGGUUGUUCGAAAAAUGUUAAAGAUGUCAGGACAAAUUGGGAAUUGAUUUUUUUUUUGGGGUAGGGGCUCCCUGGUACCUCAUGUCACUGUCGUUCUCUGCAUCCAGAUGGGAGAGGAGAGAAGGAAGUAUUAUAAACAAUCCGUGCAUCGUCU
Molecule: messenger RNA, 3514 nt
Organism: Lingula anatina
Lineage: Eukaryota; Metazoa; Brachiopoda; Lingulata; Lingulida; Lingulidae
Product: toll-like receptor 4
Biological process (GO): inflammatory response; signal transduction
Cellular component (GO): plasma membrane
Molecular function (GO): protein binding; signaling receptor activity
Source: RefSeq, a predicted model, not a curated record